This is a messenger RNA of Racocetra persica, 359 nucleotides long. The record is from the annotation of a GenBank genome assembly. NCBI's taxonomy places the organism in Eukaryota, Fungi, Glomeromycota, Glomeromycetes, Diversisporales, Gigasporaceae.
AUGGCAAUUCAAAUUGAACUCUUUGGUUCAAAAAAAAAGCAAACGUGUGAGAAAAUAUGCCUUCAAAUUCAAGAAAUUGCUAAAAAGGGUGGCUCUGAAAAAGCCCUGCCUAAAGAAUAUAUUGUACAAAUGUUCAUUGGAGAUCUGCAAGAGAAUGUAGCCUUAUUAGUAUUGGUAAAAGAUCCUGAAACUCUGGAUGAUGCCAUCUCUGCUAUUAAAAAAAUAGAAGCCAGAAGUUAUUAUAGAAACAUUGCUGUGAGAAAAAAGGAAAAAAGCAAUAAUAAUUGGAGAAGUAAUAUAAAUGAGUUGGUGCAACAAAUCCAAGAAAUAAAGAUCAGCUACAAUAAACUUGCCACCUU